Molecule: messenger RNA, 315 nt
Organism: Penicillium samsonianum
Lineage: Eukaryota; Fungi; Ascomycota; Eurotiomycetes; Eurotiales; Aspergillaceae
Product: transcriptional regulator family TF
Exons: 1
Coding region: 1-315 (104 amino acids)
Source: RefSeq, a predicted model, not a curated record
AUGCCCGUUGAAGCUCCAUCCUCCUACAUCCCCUCCCAACCAACCCCUCAACCCCAACUUCCAACCGACCACGAUGUUUGGGAAGCCCUGUGCAAUGGCUCAGACCCCACCGCAGGGUUAUCCUACGAUGCAACCAUUUCUGCGUUAACCACCUCGGGCAUCCCGGUGGGCUGCUCUCCUGGCGGGACUAUUCCUUCCGGCCCGCCCCCGGUGUCCGGCCCAUCUCCGCUUUCUGACGUGAUGUUCCCGGAUAAUGGUCUGCUGUAUAUGGCUGAGGAUCUUCCAGUCUUUGGCAUCUGGGGGGAUGAGCCGUGA